Molecule: messenger RNA, 1645 nt
Organism: Aricia agestis (brown argus)
Lineage: Eukaryota; Metazoa; Arthropoda; Insecta; Lepidoptera; Lycaenidae
Product: facilitated trehalose transporter Tret1-like
Exons: 8
Coding region: 151-1548 (465 amino acids)
Biological process (GO): transmembrane transport
Cellular component (GO): membrane
Molecular function (GO): transmembrane transporter activity
Source: RefSeq, a predicted model, not a curated record
GUUCCGCGUUAUUAAGAGAUGUAGAGUCACAAUACUAAACAGAUGUUAACGCAAGAAUUCCAAGUGCAGAAAAAUAUAGAAUAAUAGAAGUAUAAACAAGUGUAAUCAAAAGGAACUUCCGACUUGAGGGUUUUUCUCAGGCUCGGGAAUAUGCCUUCUGAUGACGAAGAUAUAAAGAAAGGCAACACUCGAAUGCAAUGGAUGCUUACAUUAUUAGUAAAUGGCGCUUCCUUAACUUACGGUUUCGAAAUCGGAUGGAUGUCGCCGACUGCGAGGCUGCUGCAGUCUGCGCAGUCGCCCAUAGGCGGUAUUAUAUCAGACUCAGAUCUAGCAUGGAUAGCCAGCAUCAUAAACUUAUCAGCGAUUCUGGGAGUUAUAAUUUUUAGAUACAUAACUGACAAAUAUGGAAGGAAAAUUGGCAUAUUAUGGCUUGCAUUUCCUCAACUGAUAUCUUGGAUCAUGAAAGUCGUUUAUCCUACGACCACAACACUCGUGAUUUCGAGAUUAUUCGGUGGGGUGGCGUCGGGCGGAUUAUUUUUAUGCGUCCCUAUUUACGUUAAGGAGAUCAGCCAAGACGACAUACGGGGCUCGCUGGCGGUCCUUCUGCCUGUCGUUCAGUAUAUCGGAGUUAUUAUAAUGUACGCGCUCGGCGCCUACUUAGACUAUUACUAUGUGGUGUACUCCGUGAUUGGUGUACCAGUAUUAGUGACUCUACUUUUACUGCGAGCCCCCGAGUCGCCGGCGUUUCUUGUUAAACGAGGAAAAGUUGAUGAAGCCCGAGAAAUUGUGGCUUUUCUCAGAGGAUUGCACAAAAAUGACUCAACAGUGACGAAUGAAGUGGCAGCUAUGGAAAAAGCGGACGAAGUUUAUAAAUCGCUGCCCGAAGUAUCUACAAAAGAUAUUAUGUUUAAAGAUAGAAAAUGGCGGAGGUGGAUCUAUCUAAUAAGCAUAUUAUUCAUCCUUCGCGCGAUGAACGGGACUCUGUCGAUACAGACGUACGCUCUUUCGGUGCUCCUCUCGACCGGUAGCACGUACAGCGUCAGUCCGGAGAUCUUGACUUUCACCUUCCCUAUCGUCAUGAUCAUUACCGCCCUGCUACUCACCACUGUUGUCGAGCGAUUCGAAAGAAAGCGUCUAUUGUGCUUUGCUCAUGUAGUAACGGCAGCAUCUAUGGUGGUGUUGGCAGCGGUUCCGCUCCUGCAGCAGGCCAAUGUACAAAUAUCAGGGUGGCUGCCACUGUCCCUGAUAAUAAUCAUUUCGGCCAUGUUCUCCGGCGGUGUUUCUCCUUUGCCUUUUAUUUUGUUGACGGAAAUGUUUACUUUUGAGAUUCGAGCCAAGGUACUCGGUAUAGUGUCGUGGUACGCGUGGUUAUUUAUUUUUAUCAUAACGUUUCUUCAUCCGAUAUUGAUGUCUCAAGUUGGGAGUUCCAACACUUUUUUUGUCUAUGCCGCAUUCAAUAUAAUUGCUGGAAUAUUCACAUUGAUAUUUUUGCCAAAAACACGAGGAAAAUCUGAGGCUGAAAUAAAAAGGACAAUGGGAACAACAUGAAAACACUAUCUCAUUUAGCUAUAGAAAGCUUGAGAGAUUUGUUCUGCUCGAUAAUAUAUAUUUUGUCUGUUACUAUACCAAUGAUAUUCCAAUCUUA